Racocetra persica is the source of this 939-nucleotide messenger RNA. NCBI's taxonomy places the organism in Eukaryota, Fungi, Glomeromycota, Glomeromycetes, Diversisporales, Gigasporaceae. The record is from the annotation of a GenBank genome assembly.
AUGAUUACUUUAGUUGACAACACCCAUAUUGAAAUCAGCUUAUUACAUAGUAAUGAGCCCAGCAAUAUUAAUAACAAUACUGACUCUCCUACUGCUAAUUAUCAAUCUACUGAAGCACUUUUAGCUGCUGUCGCUUCUCUAGCCACUCUUACUAUACCCAUUGCCACAAGUACUAAUAAGCAUAAAAAUUAUAAUAACAAGCAUAACAUCGAUAAUAACACUACUAACUCUCCUGCUACUAAUUAUCUAUCUACUGAAGCACCUUCAGCUUCUGACACUUCUUUAGCUACUCUUACUAUACCCAUUACCACAACUUCAUCUAGUAACAAGUAUAAUAAUCUUGUUAUCCAGCGCAGAGAAGCAGAAAUUGGUCUUAAAACAUCGAGCAAUAAUCAUGAUAGCUUUGUUGAAUCUCAAAGAAAAAAACAAAGAGAUUCAGUUGCAAAUAUAUUAGAAAAUUCGCAUAAUGCAAAUAAAAAAUUAUUUGAAAAAAAUCCAAUGGUAAACACCUUGGAAACUUUACAUAAUUUAAAUAAUAUUGCAAAUGCUGCAAAUCCUACAAUUGUAUCAAAAGAUAAAUCAAUGUCGCAUAACUCAAAAGAAAAAGUUAUUGAAUCUAUUGAAUUAGAGUUAGAUGAUACAGAUAGUAUUAUAAACAAUAAAUCUAGUAAGGCCCGGUGUCUAAAACAAGCUUUUAUAAAUAUUACUCAAAAAGAUAAUAGAGUUAGUUAUAAUCUAUCUCAAAAAUUACCAACUUAUUCAUUUCAAGAUAUUGAAUCAAUAUAUAAGUAUCUUGAAAGUUGGAUUUCUUUAUAUAAUAAACUUGGGUCUGCAAAAUGUUUAAUUGAGGAAUCCAGGUUGCAUAUGCUAUAUAAUUUAAGUAGGCCUUUCGUAGCACUUGCAGUAACAUAUGUGCCGAAAUACAAAGAAGAUAAUAAA